This is a messenger RNA of Arvicola amphibius (Eurasian water vole), 2396 nucleotides long. RefSeq names its product transmembrane protein 68 (gene Tmem68). Gene Ontology annotation, molecular function: acyltransferase activity. The coding region runs from base 257 to 1246 and encodes 329 amino acids. Gene Ontology annotation, cellular component: membrane. The transcript has 8 exons. The record is from RefSeq and is a predicted model, not a curated record. NCBI's taxonomy places the organism in Eukaryota, Metazoa, Chordata, Mammalia, Rodentia, Cricetidae.
CACAGCCAAGGUGGCCCGGGCUUCUUCCUUACAGGUGUUUAAGGAUAGCUCGCCGUCACCGAUCGCCCGCCUCGCCCCGCGGCUCAGACGCUGAGUAGCUGCCGACGUCGCCGAGGACGGUCUGGCUUGCCGUGCCUCCAGCUGCAGAGCACUUAUAUUGAAGCUAGAGACAAGAUAUUUGUGCAAUUUCUGUGUUGAGAUUAAAACAUAUGGCAAUGAAGAAAGAGACAGAAUUUGGGGUUUUCAUCUGAAGAAAAUGACAGACAACAACCAAACCUGUGCUGCAGGCCAGGCCUCCGUGCCCUACAUGACUUGUUUGAUUCACGUGCUUGAGCAGUGGCUGGGUGUGGAACAAUUGGAGGACUAUUUGAAUUUUGCAAGCCAUCUCUUGUGGGUUUUUACCCCACUGAUACUUUUAAUACUCCCUUACUUUACCAUCUUUCUUCUCUACCUUACUGUGGUUUUCCUGCACAUCUAUAAGAGGAAGAAUGUGUUAAAGGAAGCCUACUCUCAUAAUUUAUGGGAUGGUGCAAGGAAAACAGUGGCCACUCUGUGGGAUGGACACGCAGCGGUUUGGCAUGGUUACGAAGUUCACGGGAUGGAAAAGAUACCGGAAGGACCAGCUCUUAUCAUUUUUUAUCAUGGAGCGAUUCCCAUAGACUUUUACUACUUCAUGGCUAAGAUCUUCAUUCACAAGGGCAGAACGUGCCGAGUAGUAGCUGACCACUUUGUCUUUAAAAUCCCAGGAUUCAGUUUAUUACUAGAUGUAUUUUGUGCUCUUCAUGGGCCAAGAGAAAAAUGUGUUGAAAUCCUGAGGAGUGGCCACUUGCUGGCUAUUUCACCAGGAGGAGUCCGAGAAGCCUUGCUCAGUGAUGAAACCUACAGCAUCAUCUGGGGUAACAGGAAAGGCUUUGCGCAGGUCGCCAUUGAUGCGCAAGUGCCCAUUAUUCCUAUGUUUACACAAAAUAUUCGAGAAGGAUUUAGAUCACUUGGAGGAACAAGAUUAUUUAAGUGGCUUUAUGAAAAAUUCCGCUAUCCAUUUGCUCCAAUGUAUGGAGGUUUUCCUGUAAAGUUGCGGACCUUCUUAGGUGAUCCCAUUCCAUAUGACCCAAAGAUAACUGCCGAAGAAUUAGCUGAAAAGACCAAGGACGCCCUUCAGGCUUUGAUUGAUAAGCACCAAAGGAUACCGGGCAACAUCAGGAGUGCUCUGCUGGACCGCUUUCAUAGUGAGCAGAAGGCCGAUUGAGAGACAAUGUAAUGAGUCUCUAGUGACAAGCUCACAGCUGCAGUACUGUCUUAAAUUUUUUUAGGUUGUAUAAUAGUGUUUUUUAAAGCAUCAUGUUAAUAAGUAUCUUUCUUAGAACUUGUUUAUUUAAAUUUAUAUUGUUAACCUCGUCCUUUCAAUCAGUUGUGUCAAAUUUAUAAGUAACUCAUCAGUUGCCUGACUCAGAAAGUGAUCAUGUUGCAUUUGCAAUCUUUAGUAGCAUAUGAUAAGCAUAGAGUCUUAGUGUUAAGUCUUUCUUGAUAUCAGCAGGUUAAGCAGACUUUCCUAAAUUAUGUCUGCUGUGCCGAUCUGAUCAUUAGGGGCGCGUGCAUUAGGUGUAGCACUGAAUUUCGGUGAGAGGUGCCUGUCUGUCUUCAUUCCAUUCACAGCUGCGGGUAAGUUGUAAUGCUUUUGUACCUCAGCGAUGCAAGCAUGAUAAUAUUGUGGUGAUGAACAUGACUUUGAGUUGCUUGUGUCCACUGUGCUGUCUGUAGUGUGAGAGCUAUAACUGAACUGAUUCCUGAGUCCUGAAGGAGUUAGGUACAUUUGUUUUUGUUCAUUGAGCGUAACAAUUCCUUCAGGUGUGAUGUCCAGUUGCCAAGCAUAUUGAAAGAGCUGUACUGUUUUAUAAAUCAAGACAUUGUUAUUUCUUUAGUAUUUAUUUUAAACAAGUAUCUAAGUAAACAUAUAGAAUAAGUUGUCAGCAUGGUGUUUUAUUGGGGUAAGGAUAGAAUCACGGUCACAUUCCGCAGUUCAUGUUAGAAGCUGAUUCUAGGCUGAGGAAUAAGGAACAAGAAAGCACUGAUAUUGCUUACUAUCCUGGUUUGUUUUGCUAUGCUCUGCAGCCAGUCAUGUGGCUUACUAUUUCAGUAAAAUGUACUUGAAUGAUGAAUGUCUGUAAACACGGAGCUCUCUGAAAAUGUAAUGGCAUUUGAUUUGUUGUCUCCCUAAAAACUGAUUUUAAAAGUAUUUAAACAGCAAAGUAUCAUAAAUCCUCUGCAGUAUGUCUCUUUCCAACUUUGUAGUACUUGGGUUUUAUAUGAAUUUUUUAAUCACAAGUGUAUAUUUAUGAUAUAUAUAAAUAUAUAAAAUGUAUAUAGAAAUGAUAUAAAUAAAGGUGAAUUGCAAAUCA